This is a messenger RNA of Exophiala viscosa, 1428 nucleotides long. Its product is annotated as FAD dependent oxidoreductase. Gene Ontology annotation, molecular function: NADP binding; N,N-dimethylaniline monooxygenase activity; flavin adenine dinucleotide binding. The record is from RefSeq and is a predicted model, not a curated record. The coding region runs from base 1 to 1428 and encodes 475 amino acids. The transcript is spliced from 5 exons. NCBI's taxonomy places the organism in Eukaryota, Fungi, Ascomycota, Eurotiomycetes, Chaetothyriales, Herpotrichiellaceae.
AUGAUUGAACCUGUCCGUCGCGUGGCCGUGGUUGGAGCAGGUGUCUCAGGAGUGACAACUGCAGCUCAUCUUCUGGCUGAGGGGGUAGAUGUUACUGUUUUUGAAAGGGCUCCUAUCGCAGGAGGCGUAUGGGUUUUUGAUCCUCGCGUUCCCCAUGAACCAGCCUACCCGUCCAUGAAACCUUCAGUGGCAGAGUCAACCUUCCAUGACCAGGCGAAAGAUGAUGAUCCAUAUCUUCUGCACUCACCACCUGGCCCUGCUUACGAAAGUCUGACCAACAACGUUGCCACAGAAUUUCUCCAGCUCAGCCUCAACACUUGGAAGGCUGGGACGCAGGCUUUUGUGCGACAUCAUGUCCUGGCAGAGUAUAUCCAAGAAACAGCGGUGAAAACAGGCGUCCAUGAGCAGACUCUCUACAACACCGAAGUCAGGCAGGUGUCGAAGGAUGGCAAUGUCUGGAGGAUUCAAACGUCCACAUGGGAUCCGAUCAAGAGGGAAUCGGCCCUGAACCCUUGGCUUUUCGAUGCUGUUGUCGUUGCUUCCGGGCAUUACCACGCUCCGCGAGUUCCUGAUAUACCUGGACUUGCAGAAUGGAAGCGAGCAUAUCCGUCAAGAAUCCAACAUUCGAAGAGGUAUCGAAAUCCUGAAGGUUUCGACAAUCAGACCGUUCUCAUCAUCGGCGGCAGUGCUUCGUCUGGCGACAUAGCGAAAGAGCUUGGCCCUGUGGCGAAGAAGACAUGGCAAUCAACAAGAGGUGGAAAGAUGGAUGUGCCUGAAUCCUGGCUACCACCGAACUGCACACGGGUCACCCAGGUCGCUUCGUUUGGUGAGCUGAGCGACGGGUCCGAUUCAACCACAAUUCCAGGAAAGGUUGUGCUAGCCGACGAUCAAGUACUCGAGAACAUUGACCGAGUGAUCAUUGCAACUGGAUAUCAUUUCACGCUUCCAUUUUUCCCACCUGAGUACCACCAAGAUCACACACCUCCAGCGAAAGCGGACGACAAGGUCUUGAUCACGGACGGAACGAUGCUGCACAAUUUGCACAAGGACAUUUUCUACAUCCUGGACCCAACGCUAGCAUUCACUGGUGUCCCUUUCUAUACCGCCACAUUUUCAUUGUUCGAGUUCCAAGCGAUUGCGAUUGCUGCAGUGUUUUCCGGCCAAGCCGCAAUUCCUUCACAGGCGGAGAUGAGGGCAGAGUACGAUCAGAAGGUCAAGGAGAAAGGACAUGGGAAGCCUUUCCACACGCUGAUUGGAGAAGACGUGCGGUAUGCUGCAGAGCUCAUGGAAUGGGUUAACAAAGGUCGUGAUCCAUCAGAGAAGAAAGUGGAUGGAUAUUCAAAAGAAUGGAUUGAUUCUCGGGACAAAUUCGUACUCAGCUAUUGGAAGACGGGAAGUAAGGAGAAUAUUCCUCAAGAUGGACAAUAG